Molecule: messenger RNA, 3660 nt
Organism: Gavialis gangeticus (Gharial)
Lineage: Eukaryota; Metazoa; Chordata; Crocodylia; Gavialidae
Gene: ARL4C
Product: ADP ribosylation factor like GTPase 4C
Exons: 1
Coding region: 2-580 (192 amino acids)
Biological process (GO): endocytic recycling; intracellular protein transport
Cellular component (GO): cytoplasm
Molecular function (GO): GTP binding; GTPase activity
Source: RefSeq, a predicted model, not a curated record
CAUGGGGAACAUCUCGUCCAACAUCUCCGCCUUCCAGUCCCUGCACAUCGUCAUGCUGGGCUUGGACUCGGCGGGCAAGACCACGGUGCUCUACCGCCUCAAGUUCAACGAGUUCGUCAACACGGUGCCCACCAUCGGCUUCAACACGGAGAAGAUCAAGCUGAGCAACGGCACGGCCAAGGGCAUCAGCUGCCACUUCUGGGACGUGGGCGGCCAGGAGAAGCUGCGCCCGCUCUGGAAGUCCUACAGCCGCUGCACCGACGGCAUCAUCUACGUGGUGGACUCGGUGGACGUGGACCGGCUGGAGGAGGCCAAGACGGAGCUGCACAAGGUGACCAAGUUUGCCGAGAACCAGGGCACCCCCCUGCUGGUCAUCGCCAACAAGCAGGACCUGCCCAAGUCGCUGCCCGUGGCCGAGAUCGAGAAGCAGCUGGCGCUGCACGAGCUGGCGCCCUCCACCACCUACCACAUCCAGCCCGCCUGCGCCAUCAUCGGCGAGGGCCUCACUGAGGGCAUGGACAAGCUCUACGAGAUGAUUCUCAAGCGUAGGAAGUCCCUCAAGCAGAAGAAGAAACGGUAAAGGGGAGGAGGCCGCCGGAGCCAGCGAGACCACGAGCUGAGCCCGCUGGUGCCGGAUCGGGACAGAGGAACAAACCCUGGCUCGCCGGACGCCCACCAGCCUCUGCCUCACACAGAGUGAGAGGGGCAUGGCUCAGGCCACCUUCUUCUCCCCACGUCCACUUCUCAACCUGGGCAAGCUGCUGGCUGGGGCUGGCCUGGCUGCCCUCCUCGGCCCCAAAGCCACCAGGAUGAGCCAAAGCCGCCCCAGGAGGAAGCUGCUGGGGGCCCAUGGACUCCCUGAGGAGCCACUCAUUGGGCCCCUCCGUCCUCUGGAGGGAAGGACUUUUUCCUUGGUGCACCUGUGGGACAAGGAAGCCCAGGAGCUGGACAGAACAGGGCAGGACCCUGCUUGAGAGAGACUAGGAUGUGCUCCUGGCUUGGGAACUUGUAUUUUUUUUUUUUUUUAAGUGUGUGUAUGUGUAUAUGGGGCUAAGGGAAGGGCUUCUGGGGAAAGUGGAGCUGAAGAAAUAAUGCUUCAGGGAGCAGUGGAUGCUGAGGGACCUGCCCACAAUUGGAAAACCAGGGUAGGAAAAGGAAAACACAUACUGAUCCCUGUUGCUUAAUGGUGGAUGUUGGCCUCUGGGGAGAACUGCUUCUCAGGGCUGGCACCAGCCAUCUCCCCGGACCACUUGGAUUCGGUCCACUUGCAGGUUACGGUCACCAAAAAUGAAUUGGAAAAAAAAAAAUCAGACUAACAAAAGGUAGGAGAGCAGUGAAUGAAUGAUACGCUGCUGCUUGCAGUAGCAGUCUGCGUGCUUAAAGGGGAAUUGCUAGUGGGUGCACAUCAUCCUUGGAAAAACAGAAAAAUGUAUUGAUCCACAUGGAAUUUAAAGCUAUAACCAGCUGGAUGGUUUGUGACCAGCUGCUGACUUGGUGCUGAGUUUGAAGCUAUUUGCUUCCAAGGGGUUCUGUAUGAACUUUGCCAUGAAGGGUGUUCACAUCUCUUGUCACAUUAUCAAAGGUUUAUUUUUAACAGAGGCUGUGUCCUAUUGUAAUGAGAAGGAAUAGGUCUUUCUCACACCCUUUUAUAUCACUGUAACCUACUGGUAGAGGUAUGUUUCUUUUGUCUAAUUUGGAUCAAGCUGGUUUGUCCAAUUUAUAUUUUCUGUGGGGAAAAAAAACCUCACUACAGUGUUGGAUUCUAGGCCUCCAACUGUCCACCUCAUUGCAUCAGUAUGAAAGCAAUGGAUGAACACAAAAGAUUUAGGCCAGUGGUAGUUAAACUUGAAUAUAAACAGGUUCUGUGAAUCCAAUCAGUGCUUUGGCUAACAGAAUACAAAACUAUGAGUGGCUAAGAUAAAUUUAUACCCCCCACCCCCAGUAGGAAGAAUUAAAAAGAUGUCUGCCUGAAAAGGGCAGGGGAGGGCAGAAAAAUGACUGGGGAAAUUGGAGUGAUCUUUUUUUUUUAAUAAGAAAACGAUACAUUUUUAAAUACAUUUGUGUUGAGAGCCCUACUUACAAAUCACAUGUUAAAGGCAGAUUUGAGCCAAUUAUGAAUUUGCUGUACAAGUACUGUCUUGCUUCUAUUGACCUCACUGGUAGAAGAUUGAACCUUGUAUUGUUUAGCAAGAUUCUGGCCCUUCACCAUUGAAGUUGAUGGGUGAAGAACCAGACUGGUAAUGAAUAGAAGUGUUUUUUUUCCCCCCUGUUCUCUCUCCAGGAAACCACCUCACUGAGUAAACCACGGUCUUUACCCUUAUAGUUUCACAAGAAGGGUGUUUGGAAAUGAGAGCUAAUUUUCAGGAUUUGAACAUCUCCGGUGACUGUUUUGUGCCUGUGGAAAAUUUCGUUUUAACGUGGUCAUUUCUGGCAAGCCAAUUACUGGCAUUCCUGCUUGAAUGCAGGUCCUAAAUUACAGCUGUGGAAAACACCAAACAGACAAAGACUUAACCCAGGGAGUUUCAGGCAGCUGAUUCUCCCCUUAUCUAUGAACUCGGUACCUUCCAAGUAGCAUUUUGUAGAAAUCGGAUACUGAAACCAAGUAGUAUUUAUAUGCCUGCAGAAUUCCAGUUUACAUGAGCAGUGACUUGUUCCUGGAUCUAAUGAAUGGGCUGGUCCCAUUAUUUGAGGCGGCUCUGGACUUUUGUUGGGUUUUUUUUUUCUUUUCUUCACUCACAACACUCUUAAGCACUUUUGACAUUUGGUAGUUCCACAGGAGAGAAAGUGCAAACCUUCAUUUUGUGACACCACAGAAGCCAGAUGCUGCAACUGUUGUCUGAUCUUUACAGUAGCUAAGGAUAAAAUGUAAUCCUUUGAAUAAAAACCUUGCUUUAAGACAAUAAACAUAGGAAUUAAUUAUGAUAUUUUGUCUACUAUCCAGAUUGUGGUCCUGAUUAUGCAGACAUAAGCACCAAUAAGUAACUAUGCAUGCAGAUUUAAUUGAUUUCAGUGGCACUCUUCGUGCAAAUAAAUAUCAUGCAAAUAAAUAUGUGUCUGCAGGAUCAGGUCCUUUUUGCACAGUAAGGCAAACUGGUCCCAGUUAAUCCUAUCCAGCAAAGCAUUUAAGUGUAUACUUAAGUACUCUGCUAGAUAGAUAUUAUGCUGGUCCAGGGCCAUUGCCACUAAAGGUACAUUUUUGCAAUAACUUAAAAAUAGUUUUCCAAUAGGUAACAGUAUUUCUGUGACAUUUCAGUACUGUAAUGCAUGUUUCUCUGUUCAGUGAUAGUGUUCAACUGCACUGUCAUCUGUAAUUGGCCUGAUAAAGAUGACUGAAACAAUGAUGGUUAAAUGCACAGAAAAAAGAGCUUUACCCAGUCUAAUAUGAAAACAAAUGUGGGUUUUCUCAAGAUUGUGUCUUCUCAAAAGGAGGUUUGAGUAUUUCUUUUCUAGCAGAUGUCACAAGAUGCCAGUCACACUUCUGACUUUCUCUUCACACUGUACCUAUUAGUGUUGGAACUUGAGAAAAAAUGCCAUGCUGCCUACUCUGAUUUCAUACUACCCUGACAUAAUAUCCUCUGUUCCUUCCAUCUUUUCUCUUUUUUUUUUUAAUGAUACAAACAUGACGCUGUGAACUUAAAUAAAUUAUUUAUACAAUGAAAA